This is a messenger RNA of Cavenderia fasciculata, 258 nucleotides long. RefSeq lists its product as uncharacterized. The coding region runs from base 1 to 258 and encodes 85 amino acids. The record is from RefSeq and is a predicted model, not a curated record. Lineage: Eukaryota; Evosea; Eumycetozoa; Acytosteliales; Cavenderiaceae. The transcript is spliced from 2 exons.
AUGAAUAACCAUUACAAUGUUUUAUUUGUUUUAGUAUUUUUAUUCAGUUCUGUUGUUGUAUAUUCUCAAACUCUACCGCAAGUUGAACGUAUAUCAUUUACUGGUAGUACUGACCCAUCAACUCAACCAAAUCCAAUGCUAACAUUUAGUUUUCCAGAGUUGGAAUCAUUUUCAAUCACUGCUGCCUCUGUAUCAAACGUAAACUUGAAUAUCUUGAAUCGAUUGAGAGAUUUACCAAAAUUACGAGUGAUAUCGUAA